AUGUCUCAGUUACAAGGCUAUUCGCAAUUCAAACACUUCAAUGUGUCGUCCCCGUCCGAGUUCGUGGCACAUGUCGAAAUCAACCGCCCGAAGAAGCUGAAUGCUUUCUUCGAGGAGAUGUGGGUGGAGGUUGGCCAGAUCUUUGACAAGCUGUCCUACGACCCGGACGUGCGCGCCAUUGUCUUGACUGGAGCUGGAGACCGUGCUUUCACCGCCGGUCUGGACGUCCAGGCUGCCAGUGAGAGUGGACUUACCAGCACAUCCGGGACAGAUGGCGCAAGAAGGGCAACAUCACAGAGGCGGCAUGUCCUUGAGUUCCAAGAGUGCAUCACCAAGAUAGAGAAGUGCGAAAAGCCUACCAUUGCUGUCUUGCACGGCAUCUCUUUUGGCCUGGCAAUCGACAUGUCUUCUUGCUGCGACAUCCGGAUCUGCUCCAAAGAUGUCAAGCUGUCUGUGAAGGAAGUCGACAUUGGUUUGGCUGCUGAUAUUGGCACGCUAAGCAGACUGCCCAAGAUCGUUGGCAGUUUAUCGUGGGCUAAGGAGCUUGCAUUGUCCGCCAGGAUAUUUGGCGCCGAAGAGGCUCUAGCCUUUGGCUUUGUCAGUCAGGUGCAUGACAGCAAGGCCCAGUCUGUGGAUGCCGCGCUCAAAAUCGCGGCUCUCAUUGCUACCAAGAGCCCGGUUGCGGUCCAGGGAACUAAGGAGUUGAUCAACCACGCAAGAGACAACACGGUCGCUGACAGCCUCAAGUAUACUGCGGUGUGGAACUCUGCAAUGCUGCAGUCUGACGACGUCAAGUCUGCAUUAUUAUCAGGUCUCCAGAAGACGAAACCGAAGUUUGCCAAAUUGUAA
Messenger RNA from Neoarthrinium moseri, 849 nucleotides. RefSeq lists its product as uncharacterized. The record is from RefSeq and is a predicted model, not a curated record. NCBI's taxonomy places the organism in Eukaryota, Fungi, Ascomycota, Sordariomycetes, Amphisphaeriales, Apiosporaceae. The transcript has 3 exons. Gene Ontology annotation, molecular function: delta(3,5)-delta(2,4)-dienoyl-CoA isomerase activity. Bases 1 to 849 code for a protein of 282 amino acids. Gene Ontology annotation, cellular component: mitochondrion.